AUGAUUACUCGUGCUACAUGCAAUGAAUCAAAGCUAAAUAACUUCAGGUUAAAUGAUAUCAGAGCGAUUGACAUGAGCUUAAGCGUCCGAAAGAAUCUCUUGAAGGUUGGAAUAGAAGUUCCGUUCGAUGACGAGGAAUUAUGUGACUAUUUCGAUAAGCAGCCACUGUAUUUCUCGUUAGCAGUAAGGAAAGAUGUGCUCUUCAACGAAAACUCAAAAAUGAAUGCUCCAUCAUCAGAACAACUCAGAUUACGGGUAAAUUAUUCUNUUGGCCUCAUGAUCUCAGUUGCUUUUGCAGAACACCGGAAAUAUAAUAGUUUGAGUGAGCCAUUAUGA
Anisakis simplex (herring worm) is the source of this 336-nucleotide messenger RNA. Lineage: Eukaryota; Metazoa; Nematoda; Chromadorea; Rhabditida; Anisakidae. The record is from the annotation of a GenBank genome assembly.